Messenger RNA from Lepus europaeus (European hare), 7041 nucleotides. RefSeq names its product salt inducible kinase 2 (gene SIK2). The record is from RefSeq and is a predicted model, not a curated record. Bases 41 to 2776 code for a protein of 911 amino acids. The transcript has 16 exons. Gene Ontology annotation, biological process: microtubule cytoskeleton organization; intracellular signal transduction; protein phosphorylation. Gene Ontology annotation, cellular component: cytoplasm. NCBI's taxonomy places the organism in Eukaryota, Metazoa, Chordata, Mammalia, Lagomorpha, Leporidae. Gene Ontology annotation, molecular function: magnesium ion binding; tau-protein kinase activity; protein serine/threonine kinase activity.
GCCCGCGCUCCAGUCGCCGUGUCUAGCAGCGGGGCCCAGCAUGGUCAUGGCGGAUGGCCCGAGGCACUUGCAGCGCGGGCCGGUCCGGGUGGGGUUCUACGACAUCGAGGGCACGCUGGGCAAGGGCAACUUCGCGGUGGUGAAGCUGGGGCGGCACCGGAUCACCAAGACGGAGGUGGCAAUAAAGAUAAUAGAUAAAUCUCAGCUGGAUGCAGUGAACCUUGAGAAAAUCUACCGAGAAGUACAAAUAAUGAAAUUGUUAGACCACCCUCACAUAAUCAAACUGUAUCAGGUAAUGGAGACCAAAAGUAUGUUGUACCUUGUGACCGAAUAUGCCAAAAAUGGAGAAAUUUUUGAUUAUCUUGCUAAUCAUGGACGAUUAAAUGAGUCUGAAGCCAGGCGAAAAUUCUGGCAGAUCCUCUCUGCUGUUGAUUAUUGUCAUAGUCGAAAGAUUGUGCAUCGUGACCUCAAGGCUGAAAAUCUCCUGCUGGAUAACAACAUGAAUAUCAAAAUAGCAGAUUUCGGUUUUGGAAAUUUCUUUAAAAGUGGUGAACUGCUGGCAACAUGGUGUGGCAGCCCCCCUUAUGCAGCCCCAGAAGUCUUUGAAGGGCAGCAGUAUGAAGGACCACAGCUGGAUAUUUGGAGCAUGGGAGUAGUUCUUUACGUCCUUGUCUGUGGAGCUCUGCCUUUUGAUGGACCCACUCUUCCGAUUUUGAGGCAGAGGGUUUUAGAAGGAAGAUUCCGGAUUCCAUAUUUCAUGUCAGAAGAUUGUGAGCACCUCAUUCGAAGGAUGUUGGUCCUAGACCCAUCCAAACGACUGACCAUAGCUCAAAUCAAGGAGCAUAAAUGGAUGCUCAUAGAAGUUCCUGUGCAGAGACCUGUUCUCUAUCCACAAGAGCAAGAAAAUGAGCCGUCCAUCGGAGAGUUUAAUGAACAGGUUCUGCGAUUGAUGCACAGCCUUGGAAUAGAUCAGCAGAAAACCAUUGAGUCUUUGCAGAACAAGAGCUACAACCACUUUGCUGCCAUUUAUUUCUUGUUGGUGGAGCGCCUGAAGUCCCAUAGGAGCAGUUUUCCUGUGGAGCAGAGACUUGAUGGCCGCCAGCGUCGGCCUAGCACCAUUGCAGAACAAACAGUUGCCAAGGCUCAGACUGUGGGAAUCCCAGUGAGCGUGCAUUCACCGAACAUGAGGCUGAUGCGAUCCACGCUCCUCCCACAGGCUUCCAAUGUGGAGGCCUUUUCCUUUCCGGCAUCCGGCUGUCAGGCGGAAGCAGCAUUUAUGGAAGAGGAGUGUGUUGACACGCCAAAGGUGAACGGCUGUCUGCUUGACCCCGUGCCUCCUGUCCUGGUGAGGAAGGGAUGCCAGUCACUGCCCAGCAAUGUGAUGGAGACCUCCAUCGACGAAGGGCUGGAGACAGAAGGAGAGGCUGAAGAAGACCCCAGCCAUGCCUUUGAAGCAUUUCAGUCCACACGCAGUGGGCAGAGACGACACACUCUGUCAGAAGUGACCAAUCAGCUGGUGGUGGUGCCUGGGACAGGGAAAAUCUUCUCCGUGAGUGACAACCCCUCCCUUGACAGCGUGGACUCAGAGUAUGAUAUGGGGUCUGUUCAGAGGGACCUGAACUUUCUGGAGGACAACCCUUCCCUGAAGGACAUGUUAGCCAAUCAGCCCUCAGCCCGCAUGCCGUCUCCCUUCAUCAGCCUGAGGCCCGCCAACCCGGCCAUGCAAGCCCUGAGUGCCCAGAAGCGAGAGGCCCACAACAGGUCGCCAGUGAGCUUCAGGGAGGGCCGCCGGGCAUCAGACACCUCCCUCACUCAAGGAAUUGUAGCAUUUAGACAGCAUCUUCAGAAUCUGGCUAGAACCAAAGGAAUUCUAGAACUGAACAAAGUGCAGUUGCUGUAUGAACACAUGGGACCAGAGACAGACCCGAGCUUGGCCUCGGCCGCGCCUCAGCUCCAGGACCUCGCCAGCAGCUGCCCUCAGGAGGACGGUCCUCAGCAGCAGGAAAGCGUGCCGCCGCUGCCUCCCAGUGUGCAUCAGCUUUCCCAGCGGCAAAGCCUGGAGACCCAGUACCUGCCACACAGACUCCAGAAGCCCGGCCUCCUGUCAAAGGCUCAGAAUACCUGUCCGCUUUAUUGUAAAGAACCGCCGCGGAGCCUUGAACAGCAGCUGCAGGAACACAGGCUCCAGCAGAAGCGGCUCUUCCUCCAGAAGCAGUCUCAGCUGCAGGCCUAUUUCAAUCAGAUGCAGAUAGCAGAGAGAUCCUACCCACAGCCAAGUCAGCAGCUGCCCCUGCCCCACCAGGAGACUCCGCCGCCAUCCCAGCAGCCCCCACCGUUCAGCCUGACCCAGCCCCUGAGUCCCGUCCUGGAGCCUUCUUCCGAGCAAAUGCAAUACAGCCCUUUUCUCAGCCAGUACCAGGAGAUGCAGCUGCAGCCCUUGCCCUCCACGCCACAGCCACCCCCUCCGCCACCGCCACCGCCACCACAGCAGCCAGGAGCUGCUCCAGCGCCCUUACCGUUCUCCUAUCAGACUUGCGAGCUGCCCAGUGCUGCUGCUCCUGUGCCAGACUACCCCGCCGCCUGUCAGUAUCCCGUGGACGGGGCCCAACAGAGCAGCCUCCCAGGGCCAGACUGUCCCAGGAGCUCUGGACUGCAAGAGAAUCCCUCCAGCUACGACCCCCUAGCCCUCUCUGAGUUACCGGGACUCUUUGAUUGUGAAAUGCUGGACGCUGUGGAUCCACAACACAAUGGAAUGGCUUGUCCUGUCAGCAGAUGAAUGCGUUAAGCACAAAGCGUCUUCCUUAAAGCACAAAGAAGAGAGCUACUCCACUGAUGCUGCAUCUAGAAAACACCUUUAAGUUGCCUUUCCUCUGUAGUAAGUGUCCAGACAGGUGAGGGGAGCAUGGGAAGUCUGAGGAGUCUUCUGGCCCCCCAGCCCUGCCCCCCCAGUGUUGGUGACCUGAGCAUCCUUGUUGCCAGCUGGACAGUGCCUCGUGGUGGCCACCGGUGCCAGGAUGCUUCGCAGAGGUGCUGUGCCUGGAGUCGGACUCAAGGGCUCAGCAGGAGAAGGCAGUGGGGGGUGGGGGACCGUCAUUUUUGUGAUUUGAUAACAGGCAGUAAAAAUCCAGGAAGGAUGAAUUACGUUCCUUUUAUGGGUUGUUUAUUCCUCCUUGUGCUUAAGAUGGAUGGUUUUAUGAAAUAGAGAACUUCAUUUCAUUUAAGAGAUCAUUUCAUUAAGAUCUCUAAUCUGUUUUAAGUCUUUGCAAAAUAAGCCAGUUAUAAAAUGGCUUGAUUUGUUUAGACUGAAGGAGGAUGUUUUCCCAAAAUAUACUACAGAAGUGCUGUAAUAUUUAAAAAUUAAAAUGCCUUCCAGAUUGAAAAUGGGACCGCUCAUUUCAGAACUGCAGGAAUGGCACACACGUUGGCAUACAUGGCUGCCCCACCAAGGCUGCGAGCUCCUUGGCCCAGGAGACCCAGGAGCUCUGGCAGGGCAGUUAGGCCGACAGAGGAGAGAGUGCUGGGAGGCUGAAGGGCCCAGGGCGAGCAGGGCGCAAGCGCAGUGGCCAGGCCUGUGGCAGUCAGCAGAGUGGAGGCGUGGCGGACACUGGCCUGCAGAAGGGCAGACCACGCCGGAGGCUGGGUUCUGAGCGCCCGGUUUGUUUAUCUCAUUUCAAGCAGAAACUGGGAAACUCUGCAGCCACCUUUAUUAGCUGAAACAUAAGGGGGGGAGAGGAGACUGGUUCCUCUGGGAGCUGCCAGCAGUUUGCUCUUCGUAAACCCGUAGCAACACUAAGGUGGCUUACGCCACUCUACUUACACGAAAUACUGACUUGCUUUCCAGUCUGUUUCAUGUUAGCAGUGUGUACACUACUGUAUAGUAAUCAUUUGCUUUAUUAUCUUGUAAACCAGGCUCCUCUGAAGAGACUUUGGUGAGAUAAAUGCGAGGUAAAAAUUUCAUCCAGCAAAAAGUGCAAUAUGUGUGGUACUUUUUUAUUUUUGUGUAUGUUCCCUUUUUUUUUUUUUUUUUUUAAUCCAGGGGUAUUAGUCUCUGCUUUGGGAAAAAUGCACUAGUUCUGCAUUUCCAGUUGGGCAAGUGUGUCUCUAGUAUCUACAUGCAGCUGAUAAUGCUGGUCCCUGUAAGGCAAACGCAGCAUGUGAGCACAACAGAAAGGGGGCGGCCCUCCCACUCUGAAAUUCCUAGUAAGCUACACUGACCAGCCCCAGCCUUCCCCUCGCCACUUCUGCCCACCUGCCACCCUAGGCCAGGGAAGGGACCGCCGGUUCCUGCACCCACCACCCCGCAGAAUCCACCACAAGGGUGUCGCUGGGAGGACUAGGGACAGGACGGAAGGACCCACAGUGCCACCGUGUGAGCAUGGCCCUCCUCCCUACAUCAGACCUGGCCUCCCCAGAAUCAAGAACUCGCAGUGGUCCACACCACAUCCUGGGGCCACAGGCGUGCGUCAGAAGCUCGGGAGUAUGACGGAACAGCCCUCAACUCCUGUGCUCCUGCCUGACUCUGAGCCCUACAGGAACGGGGCACCCUGCACCCUUACGGGGAGAGAGAAAGGACCACCCUGUGGGAGACCACCCCACCCCGGCCGUCAGCUCCAGGCCCCUACAGAAGGGACUUGUCAGGGGACCGACCUCUCUCACCUCUCCCACACUCUGGGUGCCCUCAGUCUGUGGCAGAGAGAUUUACAGAAUUCUGCCAAGUUGAGAAGGGGAUGUUCUCGGCUGGAGAGCGCCUGGGUGACCAGCAGAAGAAUGAAGGGCGGUAAGAACUGGCUUCUAGCCGCACUUGGUCUAGGGUCCCUGGAGUGAGGGCGUUGAAACAGCCUCUGGCUAGGUGACCUGGACAGAGUGAGCGCUGCUGCUUUUGUGAGGGUCUUCCAACCUCUGCGGAAGCCCCAGGUUCUUAAAUAUAUUGAGAUCAGAGUUUUUCUGCCUUGGAUGACGUUUUAAAACUUGUAUUGACAGUUAGACUCAAGCUCCCUAUAAGGCGUAAAGAAAACUGAUAGUGCAAGUAACUUUCACGUUCCUCCUCUAGAGACAAAACGUAGGUCGUUUGACAACACUGGUCCCAGUGGAUAGUUGCAGAAUCCCUCUGCAGGGGCUGACCUUUGCCGCACGGAUACCCCUACACUGGGCUGCUUCUACUGCCUCCUUGGAAGCCACCCGAGCCGUUCGGUCUCUUUGUGCCUAGACAUCAAAGGUAAAAACUGCAGAACAGGUAGUAAGUUGCAAUCAUUGUUUAGGCAGGCAUCUUUGAUCAUUUUGUUGUUUCUGGAAAUGUUUUCUAGAACUUCAAGAGUGAUGCAUGGAAAGCAAGCACAAUAUCAUCUGUGUUCUAAACUGAACAGAAAACAGUUUUAAGAAACCGUACCUCCCUUCUAACAGGAUGGGAAAAUGAGUACAAAGCUCUCUCUGCCACCCUGAGGGCGGCAGGAUAGACAAAGUCAGUGGGCUUUCAAGGCCCAUUGGGCCUGGAGUCUGAUCUCCCAGUGCCCUCUCCCCUUUUACCACCACCCCCCAAGUUAAGGUGUGGCCUGUUCAGUUCUAGAAGACUCUUGGCUGUCCUGGUUGCAUCACAUCCCAUGCCCACAUCGCACCGGAGCAGAUUUCAACACAUUUGGCAGAUUCAGCAUAUACUAUUGCACAGAUUAAGAACCAGGCCGCAGCCCUGCCCACAGACUUAGGCGGUGAGAGUUCCAGCUGGCCCGCCUGCCCGCGAGUGUACAGAGCACUUUCCCAAGUGAUCUCUUCUAAUCCUCACAACCACCCCGCACAGCAGUCGGGAGAUCCCGUCCCUGUCUUUGCAGCCCAGGGAGGCAGGGCUCUCGGAAGCUGACGUGCUUCAUGGAGGUCAGGCGUGUGUGAGUGCAGGGCCGGGACUGGGCUGACUGGCAUCUUCAUUGGGUCUCUGGCUUCUUACAGAGUAAGAGUCUUUGCACAGGCAAACAGCUGUAUAAACAAAGCCCCCAUUUUGGCCAGGCACGGCCAUGCCCCCCACUUGGCAGCCCCCUGCCUCUGGCAGAGAUGCCCUUCAGGUGAUGACUGCAGCUGUCCAGGUGGCCCCGCAUCCAUUCAACAAGGCUGUGUGCGACAGAGACCCCAUAGACCAGCUGGCAUUCAUGUCCAGCAACUACAGGCGUUCGGGCUCCUGUCAAAGGCAUUGCAUGCUAGAGUAACUACCAACGGCCGCCUGUGACGGCAGGACACAGCCUGCUCUACCGCCAGGCAGCUGAGCUCAUGGCCACAGCUCAGCACCACGGGCCAACGUGCACAAGCCCAGGAAGGGCGCUGCUCGGGGAACCACAACCUUAUGGUCCUUGUCAGCGAGUCUUCUAGACACCUUUAGGGUUAGAAAAAGAACAUGCUCUAAAGGGAGAGGUUGUCUUUCCAGAAGUGGGUAAGGAGGGAGGAGCUUUAAAAACAGGACCCCUAACUGGAAUGUUACACCUGCAAGCCCAGGGACGGGACUUGCCUCUGGCUGUGAGAUGCCUGCCUGGCCACGAGUCUCGGUCAAGGAUGCCUUCCUGCUACUGAUGGGAAAAGAAAUCUGCCUCCAUCAAAACCUCUGAAGGAGGGAAAAGCAGAGAGAAAGGAGGUUUGCUUCUCUUUGGGGGUCCAACUUUAAAAACUAGAGAGGAUAUUUGCACUUUGUAGAAAGGGCAAGACCAUUGCUUGUUUCUGAAGGAGGAGGGAUGUGUUGGUGGAUGUUUGGUCUGUGAAAGAGUUACUUUUGAUAAAUUAACCUAAUUGUAGUUAUUUUUUCUGUGUGCUUUUUUUAAUUACUAAGAAAAAUUGGUGAGUUCAAUAGCUUUGGUAUUUUGAAUGCAAAUCAUAAUAGCACCAAUGUGGGAAAAAAAAAUCAAACUGUAGCCCGUCAUUCAAUGUUAGAAAAUUGCCUAAAAUGCAGUUUAAUAAAUGAUCUUUGUACCAAAUGGCAAUUUAAAUAGGGUAAUUUUCUGCAAGGAAAAUGUACUGUUUUUAUGUUUCCAACCCUCUUGAAUUAAAAUAAAAACAACUUGUUUUCUA